Messenger RNA from Manihot esculenta (cassava), 1848 nucleotides. RefSeq lists its product as uncharacterized. The transcript has 8 exons. The record is from RefSeq and is a predicted model, not a curated record. NCBI's taxonomy places the organism in Eukaryota, Viridiplantae, Streptophyta, Magnoliopsida, Malpighiales, Euphorbiaceae. The coding region runs from base 99 to 962 and encodes 287 amino acids.
GCUAUCCCUACUCUACUAUACACUAUUAACAAAUAAUUUUAAUUUAAAAUAAAAAAGCAAAAUCCGAAGACAGAACAUAAGAAUCGGUAUACAAAAAGAUGCUGGCGAAGGAAUUGGGUGGUUCCACAUUCGACCUUCCCGAGGAGGUCUUGCAAGUGCUGCCGUCCGAUCCUUUUGAACAGCUCGAUGUGGCCCGCAAAAUCACUUCCAUCGCUCUCUCCACACGUGUCUCCUCCCUUGAAUCUGAGACCUCCGCUCUACGCGCUCAGCUUGCUGAGAAAGAUGACCUUAUCGCCGACCUUCAAUCACAGAUUCAGUCUCUUGACUCCUCCCUCUCCGAUAUUGCUGAUAAACUCGACCGCGCUGCUCUCGAGAAGGAAAAUUUGUUGAACGAGAACGCUUCACUAUCCAUCACUGUGAAGAAGCUCCAGAGAGAUGUUUCCAAGUUGGAGGUGUUCAGGAAGACACUCAUGCAAUCACUUCAAGAGGAUGAAGAAAAUUCUUCAGGAGGUCAGCAUAUAAUUGCCAAGCCAACACCAAAUGAAGAUGAUGCCCCCUUGCCAGCUUCAAGAUCAUCUUCUAUGCGAAGCAACUUCUCAGAAAUUGGAAACUCAUUUGCAGAGGAACGUGGACCAGAUGUGUCAAGACCUGGCAUAUCACAUAGGAUUCUGCUAGCAUCCCAAACAAGCACUCCUCGAUUUACUCCUCCAGGUUCUCCCCCUAGUUUUUCAGCUUCAGUGUCUCCCACGAGAACAUCUAAACCAGUGUCCCCGAGACGGCAUUCAAUGUCAUUUUCUACCUCAAGGGGGAUGCCUGAUGAUAGGUCUUCGAUGUUUUCUUCUCUGCCACCAAGCCAACAUGGUUCAAUGUCGAGCACGGACGCAGGGUCACAGACAGGACGAACUCGUGUGGAUGGAAAAGAAUUCUUCCGCCAAGUCAGUUUUGAACAGCCCAACAAGUAGAACGGUGCCAUACCACUCCUCUCUUCCAAUACCCCAACAUGCACUCAAGUCAGGCAAAAUGCUAUACCUAUUUCAAUCCAAUCAUUCCACAACAAUAACUCAAUCCUACACCACAGCAAAUGUCAUUCAAUAUUUCAACAAACUAACAUCUAAUUCAACUAAUUUGAGCAGAAACAAGACCAAACAGAAGGUCCCAAACAAAAUCAAUACCACAAAUCAAAAUUACUUAUUAAAGCAUGAAAUGGCUGGUCCGUGUCUGGAUUGGGAGGGAGCUAGGUGUCGAGGUCUGUGUGACUAUCUGGAUCAAGAGGGAGUUGGGUGCUUGGACUAUCUGGAUGGAUGGGAGCUUACAUCAGACAACUCCACAAUCGCAGAGGAGGAAACACUAGAGAAUCACAGAGAUGGUUUUUUGGAAUAAGGUAAGGGGUUCUGCAAUUUGAGAGGUCAGAGAGAUGCAGGAGAUGAGUUGAGAAACACUGGAUGGGCAUUUUGGUCAAGAGUAAAAUGCAAAGAUAUGUCUGUAGCGAUUGGGUAUUUUAUGUUUGGGGAACCUAACAAAAUGAGUUUGGAUCAUUUAGUUCUGCUCGACUAAAAGUUUGGUUCAUUUAGUUCUGCUUUUUGACUUAACAAACUAAACCGAAAAGUAGAUUUUGAAAAUGAGAACUGAAAUCAGUAGAUCAAUUGAAUAACUGAGUUGAAUCAGUUCGCUUCGGUUUUCAGUUAAAACCGGUAUAUGCUCACCCCUAAAACUAGUAUAUGUACGUGUCUUGCCCUGAAUAUUUAUUUUCCUGCUUACAGUAGAACGCACCAUGCAUAUUGCAUACAAGCUGAAUUCAUAACUCAUGUAUGGUAUAUGACCUUACAGUUUCUAACCUAAUGCCUUCUU